Cooperia oncophora is the source of this 828-nucleotide messenger RNA. The record is from the annotation of a GenBank genome assembly. NCBI's taxonomy places the organism in Eukaryota, Metazoa, Nematoda, Chromadorea, Rhabditida, Trichostrongylidae.
AUGACCAUGACCGUUCAGGCAAAUGAAUUAACUCCCCAAACGCCAGGGCAGCUCCAGUGCGCUUCCAAAGCCGAAGCGAAACAAUUCAGUUGUCGAUUUUCCGCAAGAGCAUGCACAUGCUCUACGGGAUCAUUCAAAGCCAGCUGCACAUGUCCAGAAGGGAAAAUAUCGUCUUAUCUGCAACGCAACACCUUGCCAUUCACAAGCAAGAACAUCGUUAUCGAAAAACACGGCGAUACGAUUGCAGCCCGUACGCAAGUUGGAUCAGCCAUUCACGUUCACGCAACGAUGGAAAAUGUCAAAAUAACGACAAUUCAGAACCACGGGGAAUGCUCCAUUACGACUUCUGUUCUCGAAGGAUGUUACUCCUGCAUUUUCGGAGCAAAGGCCACAAUAGUAUGCUACUCCACACAGGACCAAACCACUGCUGACAUAACAUGCGAAGGACAACACCAGCUUGCUAUAUGCACUCCAAGAGGAAGACUAUCAGUAUUGAGUUUCCAUUUUAACUCUCCGAAAAUCGCUACGAAUUGCACUGUCUCCUGCCCCGGAGGGCAAUCACACUUUCUCAUCAACGGCACUUUGGAUUACGUGCGGAACUCAGAGCUUCAACGCGAGAUUGGAAUCAACGAUGACAUCAGUACGAUUCCACCGGACAACGUAUGGCACAGCGUUACGGAAUGGGUCUCAUCAAUUCCGCGAAACUUUACCUUCUUCGGUCUUAUUAGAACCUUUAUAGCUGCCUGUGUCGCUAUGUUACUCAUUUCGCUUACUAUUUCCAUUGUGAACUUUUUCUCGAACACAUUUCCAGCCAAGAAGCAAAUCUAG